Cryptomeria japonica (Japanese cedar) is the source of this 2302-nucleotide messenger RNA. RefSeq lists its product as uncharacterized. The record is from RefSeq and is a predicted model, not a curated record. NCBI's taxonomy places the organism in Eukaryota, Viridiplantae, Streptophyta, Pinopsida, Cupressales, Cupressaceae. The transcript is spliced from 2 exons. Bases 29 to 1708 code for a protein of 559 amino acids.
UAGCAAUUUAUUUUUUGAAAAUGGACAGAUGUUAAAUGAGAAAAACUUUGAUAUGGCAAUUGCUUGCUUUGAGAGGUCUGGAGAUGCAUAUAUGGCUAAAUGGGCAAAAGCUGUAAGCCUUCGAGAAGAUGGAAAAAGAAAUCUUAAGACACACAAAGAAAUUGCUAAACAUUCUCUGACAGAAGCAGCCAAAAAUUUUCUCUCUAUAGGGAAACCAGAUUAUGCUGCUGAUUGCUUCAUCAUAGCGGGAGAAUAUAUUAAAGCUGGCAGAAUAUAUUUGGAAAACUUCAAUGGAACAAGACUCGAAGACGCAGGAGAUUGCUUUGCGGAGGCAAAAAGCUGGAAUGAGGCAGCAAUUGCGUAUGCCAGAGCUAAAUGUGUGGAAAAAUGUUUAAAUGCCUGCACAAAGGCAAAAUUAUUUGAGAUGGGAUUGAAAUUAAUUCAGGAAUUGAAGAAAGAAAACUGUAAAUCGAACUGUGGAAGAUGUGAUACUUGUCAAAGAGUAAAAAUUGAAGUUGAGUUUCUUAGAAUAUCUGCAACUCAUUUUCAUCACAGAAAAGAUACCAAGUCUAUGAUGAAAUUUGUGAAAGCCUUUCCUACAUUGGACUUAGUUAGAUCUUUUCUAUGGAAUAAGGGUUACUUUGAUGAACUUCUGCGAAUUGAAGUGGCAAAUGGGGACUUCGUACGGGCUGCAGAGGUGGCAGAGAUGAAAGGGGAUUUGUUACUCCAGGCGGACAUGCUAGAGAAAGCAGAAAAAUAUGAAGAAGCGAUUAAAACAAUUCUGUUUCAUGUGCAGCUAAAUUCUAUGUGGGGAAUGAAAAAUGGAGGAUGGCCGUUACGGCAAUUUCCUGAAAAGAAUGAACUUUUAGGGAAAGUAAAACAAAUAGCUAUAAAAAGCCUUCACCAUGUAUCUAAGGCCCUUGAUUGUAAAAUAUCAAUUCUUUCAAACGAGUCUCACUGCAAUCUCUCCGAGAAAACAGAGCAAAUGAUCCUCGCACAGAAGAUGGGGAAUCUUAACUUUGAAGCUCUCUCUCUUCGCAAAGUUCUUGACGUGCACAUUUGUUCUGCUGCCAAAAACUUUCAGCAUGAGCAAGUGGGAAGUUUACUUGAAAUGAAUUAUAAUUCUAAAAUGCUGCUGGAGACUGGAAUCUCUUCAAUAACGAUGGUGUCCCUUUGGAAUGAGUGGAAGGGUAAAUUGUUAUCCUCGGUGAAAUCAUUCACAGAAUUAGAAAAGCGACCGGAAAAAGAAAAGGAUAAAGAUAAAGAUAAGGCCUACAUUGAAUUUGCUUCUGAAUAUUUUGGAGCCAGAGAGAACAGAAAUAGAUCCUGCACGGUGUUUAACAGUGAAUCCUUCUGGCUUAAGGAUAGGAGGGUUGGAUCGUUACAGAGACAAGGAAAUUGCACAUGGAUUAGUAUCCAGAACUUUUUUAUGCAUGCAAGAAAGUUUCUUUUAGUGGAACUGUUUUCUGUUGGCAUUAAAGUUGUCAAAAAACUAGAAGAGAUAUAUCUUGCCUGCAAUAAUCAACAUUGUAUUUGUAAAGGCACUCUAAUACUAGGUAUUUAUCAAGAUUUAAAGUCUUUGAAAGACGGGGAGUUGGUUAGAUUUGACCAGGAACAGCGAUUCUUUGAGAUUUUAUCCCCACUAAAGACACAAUAUGAAAACAUGAAGGAAUUCAUCUCUUGCGUGAAAGUCCAACAUGCAGUUUGAGUCUGAAAGAUAUUACAACCUGAACUCCAGUUGUAAAAGAGAUAUCAAUUAUUACUCCCUUUUUUGCCGAAGGAUCUGGUGAGAGUAAGGUAAAAAACUAGAAUAAUGAACUGCUCUGGUUGCAUAUGGAAAUGAUUACAGGGGUCUGUUUGCUGGAUAAAAGGCUCUGUAUGCUAGAAAGUUCUGUCAAAGCCUUACAUGGUACAUUUAAGAACUGCAAUAACCAUUUUGACUACAUUUUUACACAUGUUUUUCUCCUACUGGAGAAGCUGUUAUUUUUUUCAUCAUGUGAGCACCUAUCAAGGGUUUUGUUUUUGCCUAUAUGUUUCUUUGUUAUUUUUGACUGGAGAGCAAGGGAACCCUUGAUGUGCUUGGUUGCUUCAAUCACAGUAUCUACCUAAAUGCCACGGAAGACUUGAAAGCUUUUAUGGUCCAAUUUAUCAUAUAAUUUGUGAGCUUCUGAUAACUAAUAAACCUGCAACAGUUACAUGGAUAUAAACUUUCAAUAUGAAAGAACUUAUUUUCAAGAGAUGGCAACGCGAAAGAUUAUUAUGAUACAUCUCUUUCUUAGGAUAUCUAUUUCAGUUUUUAUGA